AGGUUUAUGUAAAAGGAAUUAAUGAUGAUGCGGAGACCAAAGACUGCUAAUUUUGAUGAAUCAUGGAAGAACAUAUCGCGCGUAACAACAGCGGUGAUGUCAGAAUCUCCAGUGGAAAGAGACGAGUGGUGCGAACAGAUAACCUCCGUGUAUUAUCUGUGUAUGGCAAUGCCGACCCCUCUAGCUGAGUCUCUGUACAAUAAACUGAAGGAGUAUCUUAUUAAUCAUGUUCAAAGUUGUAGAGAACAAGUGUUGGAAGCAAGCAAUGGAAUCUUACCAAUAUACAACUCUCUCUACAAAACUUACUUUCGUGGGGCUGGUUACCUCAACGAUCUGUACAUGCAUCUGAACCAGCACUUCACAAAGAGGACAAUAAAGAACGAGUGGUGUGAUCACUACAUGCACUCCAUAGAGAAAGUUAAGAAGUUCGAGAAAGUCCAGGACUUAGCAAUGAACAUCUGGAGGGACGAGAUGAUAGAGAAGGUGCACGAGCCCCUAGUUACAGCGGUACUUCAGGACAUAACACGUGACAGGAGGGGCGUGUCCACUUACUCCAACAUCCUCAGAGAUGUCAUCCACUCCUUCGUUGAGGUUCAGUCGCACGAAGAUCCUCUAGGUUCACAGUUGCAACUCUACAAGGAACUGUUUGAAGAACGAUUACUUGAGAAUACUGGUAAUUUCUAUCAGAAAGAGGCUCAGAAAUUAUACGAGCAGAACGAUGUUAGCAACUACAUGAUCAAGGUUAUAGAGAAACUAGACGAAGAGGAACUAAGACUCAGGAAGUUCAUUCAUCACACUUCUAUCAGCCCCUGCAAAAAAGAGUGUGUCAAUAAGCUGAUAGCUGAUAUACAAGAUCGCUUGUUGGAUGAAUACAAGAUAAUGCUUAAGGAUGAGCAUGUUGAGGAUCUCUCCCGCUUGUACAUAUUGAUACGGCGUUUGAACGAAGGCUGCAAGAAAAUGGCGGAUAUCUUUCACGAUCAUAUAUUUGAAAAUGGUAAGGACUCAAUAGAGCUGAUGGCACGGGGCUGCACUCCCCAGGAGUAUGUAGACGCUCUUCUGGUGGUGUACAGAAAGUUCACCAACAUUGUCAGUAACAACCUCAGUAGUGAUCAGAACUUCACAGACGCUCUUAACAGAGCCAUGACUAAGAUGGUUAACAGCACCGGGGAUACCAAGAAGUAUCCUCGGUCUUCUGAGCUGUUAGUGCGCCACGCUGAUCACAUACUGCGGAAAGGAAACAAGAACAGCUCUUUAUCCGAGAUAGAGGACCAACUCAGAAACUUUAUAGACCUUUUCAAAUAUGUUGAGGAUAAGGACUUAUUCCAGAGGUUUUACAGCAAGAAGCUGGCAAACCGUCUUAUACACAAUACUUCUGUGUCAAUUGAGUUGGAAGAAGUCGCUAUCAGUGGGCUCAAGGACAGAUGUGGUUACGAGUAUACGUCACCGUUACAAAGAAUGCUCAUCGACAUGAAAGUCAGUGACGACCUCACCAAAGAAUUUGAUCAGCAUUUGGAGCAGAAAAACGAGAAGUUUAACGUCGUUUUCAGCGUGAAUAUUCUGCAGUCAGGCGCCUGGCCGUUUAGUGCUAACGCUGGAGUACCCGAAGAACAAGCUGACAAAAGCACAUUAGAUUUCAACGUACCUUCCGACCUCGCUGUCUGCAUUGACAAAUUCAAAACCUUCUACAACAAAAAGUAUAGCGGAAGAAGACUGAGGUUUGUGUUUCCUCUUUCUAACGGAACAGUAGUUCUCAACCAUACUCCACGACAAUACACCAUCACCAUGUCAGUACACCAGCUAGCAGUCUUACUUCUCUUCAACGACAAGGACUCUUCUACCAAAGCAGAGAUAACUGAAAGUUUAGGGCUCGACAAGCCUGAGUUGGAGAAAACGUUGACUACGUUAGUGGAUAGCAAGCUUAUAAAGCUAGAGUCAGAUAACUACACGAUAAACACUGAUUAUGUUAACAAGAAGAGCAAGUUCAAGCUCCCCACCAGUACCGUCAAGGAUCACGCUGAGAAAGAGGUGGAACAGACGCACCAAUCUGUAGAAGAAGACAGGAGAUUGUACAUCCAGGCAGCUAUUGUAAGAACUAUGAAGAGUCGCAAACAGCUCGGCCAUAACGAAUUAAUUCAACAGGUGAUAAAUCUGUCUAAAGACCGGUUCACACCGAGUGUGGCAAUGAUAAAGAAGUGUGUUGAGGUACUGAUAGACAAGCAGUAUCUAGAGAGACACAGCAACCAAAAGGACGUGUACCAGUAUCUGGCUUAAGGAAGACUGGACGUCUGGACAGUUACCCACUGCUACAAACUGAGAAUAACGCUGAAAAUACUUUUUUGUCAAUGACCUCUGAGUAUCCAGAAUCUUAUAUUGUCGUAUAGUUUUCUGGUUAUCAUGUAUAUGGGAAAUGUUAAAUAACCGUGAUGCAGGGUUAUAGUAGACGUUAGGUGUUAUGUUUUCUGGGUACCGAAGAGAAAGAAUUGCUCUGACUCAAUGUACCUCCGUUUCAAGUUGUCAAGGUUAUGAACGAACAUUUAGAUUAAUUUACAUUUAUCGCUUGAUUUAAAGGGAAUUCUCCCUUGAAAAAUUGGGACAGAUUUUCGUCAAUAAUUUGGCUUGAGGGAUGCCAUUGGAUAUUGAUCGAGGGCUUUGUUAUUGGAAUUUGAUUUGUAGUACUCGCUCAACAAAGUGGUUUUUGAAUGGUUUGAAACAGGUUCUGCAAAAUAGGUUAUUAUUAGUAACCUUGUGAUCACUACGACCGGCCCUCUAACAGUCAGCCAAUAACCUACGCUCACUCGCGUUUCGACAUAGGCAUAGCUAUUAGCCGACUGUUAGAGGGCUGUUACCGUAACAGCUGCUUUAUAGCCAGUCGGCACUGUACCUAUUAUCCUAAAUACACUCUGGUAUUCAUAAAGGUAUUCGAAUAUUUUACAUCACUGCGAUACAGCUGUCGCCAAUAGUAUGGUGCACAAUAUAUGCCCCCGUUAACAUUAGUUCGGAAUAUUUUGCUUUUCUUUUUGCACAAUUUUUAGACUGAUUGGAUUUGUUUUAUAGAUUUGCUGGGACUUUGCAAAAUUAUCGAUCUUUUUGAAGAUUAAACGCAACGAAAAUGCUUCUUUAACUUUGACUUUAUCU
Messenger RNA from Bolinopsis microptera, 3135 nucleotides. Its product is annotated as cullin-2-like. Gene Ontology annotation, biological process: SCF-dependent proteasomal ubiquitin-dependent protein catabolic process; protein ubiquitination. Gene Ontology annotation, cellular component: SCF ubiquitin ligase complex. The record is from RefSeq and is a predicted model, not a curated record. Gene Ontology annotation, molecular function: protein-macromolecule adaptor activity; ubiquitin protein ligase binding. The transcript is spliced from 17 exons. Bases 22 to 2271 code for a protein of 749 amino acids. Lineage: Eukaryota; Metazoa; Ctenophora; Tentaculata; Lobata; Bolinopsidae.